CACAGGUGGGACCUCCUCCUCCUCCUCCUCCUCCUUCUGCUGCUGUUUACACACCAACUGCUCACGGUCAAGGUUGACAGAGAUAUGUGUGGACCGGUCUGAAUACAGGAAGUUACAUCACGAGCAGCAGAGAGGUUGCCCUCUCCUGGAUUUGGAUGGGUACUAUGGGUGUGCAUGUGUGCGAGGAGAAGGGCCUAGAGGCUCAGCCACAGAUCCUCCCCACCCAUGAAGGACGCACACACACAUGCAGUGACACACAGUUUGUGUAAUGUGGUUUCGCAGCGAGGACAAGGGGAGCCUCCUGAUCCAGAGUAAAGCCGGGGUACCUCAGCAGGAUGAAAAGAGUCUGGAGAAGAUGACAGAGACUGACAGACUCCCCCUGAUUCUACUCUGGCUGGAAACCCAAUUAUUCAACACCAUUCUCAUCUGAUGAGAUUUAGACCUUUCCAAGCCUUUCCAGUGGACCUGCACAGUUUUAGCACAGUUUCGACCAUCAAGGUACCAUGGGAAAUGUAUUUCAGUGCUGUCAGACAUUGUCCAAGUACUUUAAGUUUAAGGACACGCCAGCCCUGGGUGGGGCGGAAAGGUCCCCCCUGCUAUCAAGCGACGAGAGCGAAUGCGAGUCCCCGAGCCUGCCGGAGUACUUGGAGGAGGACCUGUCGACCGUCUCCUCCGGCCUGACGAACCCAGCCCUAGAACCAGAGCACUUCCUGUUUCCUGACAUCAUCCUGAGCAGCAACCCGGGAGGAGACGUGACUCUGGUGGAGCCCAUGGUGUGUCUGCUGGUGUCCGAGGAGGAUGAGGAGAGAGGAGGUGACGGCGUGGGGGUGGACGAGCUGGCAGGAGGUGAAGGACAGGCGAGGAACAGCAGGGGAUACUCUGAGGUCGAGACGCAGACCGAAGCUGAGACACAGAUUGGGAUGGGGGUUCAGACUCAGACGGAGACACAGGCAGAGGUUCAGACGCAAACAGAAAUACCUGAAUGUAGUAAUGACAUAAAUGAAGUAAAUGCAGUAGCAACCACCGGCGUCACAGAACUGAUAGAUGUGGAUGAUCGGGAAAAGAAACAAGUGGUUUUAGAGCCACAUUCAGAGACUGACACAAAACAAAAGAAGAAAAAGAAAAGUAAAGACUCUGGAUCCUGGUCUGAAAUGAAAGCGUUUGCAGAGUUAAAGCCACCACUGAAGGUGGAAAAACCACAUGAGUUUGAAGUAACUUUAUUAAAUCAAACAUUACAAACUGCACAAGACACAAAGAUAAAGGAGGAGACUGAGUAUCAACAGCACUCACUGUUGACGCAGGAGCGUGAAAAGGAUGAAAAACAGCACACGGAAGGAGCACGCACCUCUGUGACGCUGGCUGAACAGAAGGCAAAUAACGUGGAUGGAAACACUGCUGCUGUGGAGACGCACAAACGUCAGGGUAAUGGAGAAGCGGAAGAUCAGACUGUAAAUGAAAUGGAAGAAACAAACUCUGAGUACGGCUCUGACCUGCAGCGUGUUUUUAAGUUGGAGGAGGAAGAAGGGGCUGAGAUAAAGCAGAUGACCAUGUUUUUGGUCGACCGACUGUUUCUAGCAGCGCCACAGGUCAAAGCACCUCCAAGUCAGACAGAAGAGUUUGCUAGUGCUGAUCCUUCACAGUCUGAAUGUGACAAAGGGAAGCAACUUAGCAUCCGGGACAUAGUUGAUCUCCAGGAGACGGCAUUUACCGUCAGAAUUCAGCCUCCCGGCGCAGAGAGUUUUGAGCUUCAGGUGUCAGGCCAGAUGUUGGUGGUGGAGCUGCAGCAGGUGCUCAUGGACCACGAGGUCACCUGCCACCGCACAUGCUUCUCCCUCCAGCUGGGAGGCACGGCGCUCGACAGCCUCGCAGAGCUGCGCUCCAUCCAGGGCAUCCAGGACGGAGCGCUGAUCAAGGUGGUGGAGGAUUCGUACUCGGUGCGUGAUGCCCGUCUUCAUCUCAGACAUGUGCGUGACCUCCUGAGGAGCCUUGACCCUGCAGACGCCUACAAUGGAGUCAACGGCAGCUCGCUGUCUUACCUCAGCUUUUACACCAAGGAAGACAAAGAUGGUGAAAAUGCGGGGAAGAAGCGAGCCUCUGAAAAGGAGUCUGUUGACCCCAGUCCUCCAGAGUACGUCCUCCCUGGAUGUAAGGAACGACCGCUUACUCCACUGCAGCCUGUCAGAGGUGGCUGGAAGCCUCUGCAGUGCCUGCGGGUGUUGACCAUGAGCAGCUGGAACCCUCCUCCAGGAAACAGGAAGAUGCACGGGGACUUGAUGUACCUCAAUGUCGUGACUAUGGAAGACAAAGAACUCAACAUCACGUCCUCUACGCGAGGUUUCUACCUCAACCAGUCGACUGCCUUCAACUUCAACCCUAAACCUGCAGCUCCCAAAAUCCUUUGCCACUCUCUGGUCGAGCUGCUGAACCAAGUCAGCCCUUUAUUCAGGAAAAACUUCAAUGCCCUGCAGAAGAAGAGAGUUCAGCAGCAUCCUUACGAACGGAUCGCAGCACCGCUCCAGGUCUUCACUUGGGUCGCCCCUCAUGGAGACCACACCCUCGACUGCGUCCGAGCGGAGGAGAAUCACACCAGUCGUAUGGGCCAGGACGAGCACACCGCUGGGCAGAGUCGGGACUGGAACGAGGAGCUGCAGGGAUGCAGGGAACUCCCCAGGAACUCAGUUCAGGAGCGACUGCACAGAGAGAGGAGCAUAUUCAAGACCAACAGUGACUUUGUUGCUGCUGCAACGCGAGGAGCUGUGGCCGUCGUUGACGGUAACAUCAUGCCGUUAAACCCAGGGGAGUCGCCUCACAUGCAGAUGUUCAUGUGGAAUAACCUCUUCUUCAGCCUGGGGUUCGACUUGUCUGAGCACUACCGACCACUAGGAGGCAACACCGCUGCUCACGCUGCUGCCAGGUGUGACCUGAGAGGAGCACAGGCGUAUGCAUCUGUUGAUAUAGAUGGGCUUCACACUCUUGGAGCUGCUGUGGUGGAUUAUCGUGGAGUCCGUGUUAUUGCUCAAUCCAUCGUUCCUGGGAUACUGGAGAAAAAUCACGAGCAGUGUGUCGUCUAUGGCUCCAAUGACAAUGGAAAAACUGUUUAUACACAUCCGAGGUUUCUGGAGCUUCUGGAUAAAACCAGCAAACCGCUGAGGAUCCAACGCCACCAGGUCCUCGACCACAACAACAGCCCGGCCGAGCUUUGCUCUGGCAUCGAGACCAUAGGCAUCCUGGGUAAUGAUGGAAGACCUUACAUCCUGGACCUUCUGAGGACCUUCCCCGCAGAUCUAAACUUCCAGUUCUCAGAGACAAAGGAGUCAAAGGAAGAGGUGCCGAAGGAGUGUCAGAGCUUUGGGUACCCACAGCUACACCCUCAUAGCCUUGCCAGCCUCAGACCAGAGCUCAUAGAGGCCUUCGUCCAGCACAGGUAUGAACUUUUUGUAAAGAUGGUGUCUCAGAAGCUGAGCCACCUGGAGGAGCAGAGUGAGGAGAUCACCUGUGAGCUGAGCACUGGAGACAGAGAGAAUGACAUGGAACUUCAGAGGAGAAAUGUGAUCCUGAAAGCUUGUGAGGCCGUCGGAUCAGUGAGCGACUCUUCCUUUGACAUCCGCUUCAAUCCUAAUGUUUGCUCUCCAGGUGCUCGUUUCUCCCCGGAGUGCGUUGAUGAGGUUCAGAGGCAGAGACGGCUGUUGUGGGAUGCUGCUGCUUUUCUUCUGUCCAAUCAGAUCCCAGCAGUGUUGAGGGACUGUCUCGACCACACAGCGGUGCCGAUGGAUGGGGUGACCCUGAAAACGGUGCUGCACCAGCGUGGCGUCAACGUACGAUACCUGGGCUCCGUACUGAGCGAGAUGGACAAGGUGGAGGAGAGAGACAGACUGAGCCACGUAAAGAGAAUUGCCGUCAGUGAAGUCAUCAUCAGAAGUUCCAAACACAUCUUCAAGACCUAUCUGCAGGGCGUAGAACCAGCAGCUUUCUCCGCCGCUGUCAGCCACUUCCUAAACUGCCUCCUGAGCUCAUCCUCCUGCCUCCCCGACUCCUGCUCGGACGAGCUGCUCUCCCGUCGCCGGAGCCGGCGCCGCCGGAGCCACGGGAGUCGAGUCGCCUCGUUGACAGACAGUGUUUGGGCCAGACUGACUUCCAGUGAGCUGUGGGGGAGGAUCAGGGCCGAGGCUCGAGAUUAUUACCACUACACGCUUGACAGUGAAAGUAUAGAUGAGGUGAUAGAAAAGCACGGACUUCAGAGGAUCUCCCUACUGAGAGAGAUUGCCAUCAAGACGGGCAUCCAGGUGCAGCUGAGGGAGUAUGCAUUCGAGUCUCGACACAGGCCCGUGUUCAGCGAGGAAGACGUCGUCAACAUGUUCCCUGUGGUCAACCAUCUCAAGUCUACAUCGAUGGACGCCACACGGCUUGUGCAACAAGCGCAGGUUGCAGUACAGCAGGGGCUUCUCAGAGAUGGAUAUGAACUCAUUGGCCAGGCCCUGACCCUGUUCAACAGCGUGUGUGGCGUCCUCCACGAGGACGUGUCCAUGUGCUUGCGUCUCCUGGGACGCCUCAGCUACAUCUUGGGGGAAAAUGCAGAUGCCCUCAGCCACCAGGAAAAGGCAGUUAUGAGCUCUGAGAGAGUUCAGGGUAUCGACCAUCCACAGACCAUACAGGACUAUACUUUUCUGGCCUUGUACUGCUUCGCUGGAGGACGGCAACUGAUGUCCCUACAGCUGUUGUACCGUGCUCGGUACCUCACCCUCCUUGUCAGUGGAGACGACCAUCCGCAAAUCGCACUUCUCGACAGUAUGCUGGGCCUGGUUCUUCAUGGUCUGAUGGAGUACGAGCUUUCUCUGAAGUACCUACAAAAUGCCUUAACUUUAACCUCAAAAUACCACGGAGCCACAUCCGUGAAGUGUGCACACAGCCAUCAUCUGCUCGCCACCGUGUACGAGAGUAAAGGAGAAUAUCGAGCAGCUCUACAGCACGAGAGAGAGGCUUAUUCAAUAUAUAAGAGCCAGGUUGGUGAGAACCAUAACAACACGAAGGAAAGCUCUGAGUACCUGAGGAGCCUCACGCAGCAGGCCGUGAUCCUUCAGAAAGCCAUCAACCUCAUCUACAGCAACACCCCUAGUGCCUCUACACCACCUCCAAAGUUUUCCACGCCAAGCCUUUCCACAAUCCUUCAGCAGCUCAACCUGACAUGUGGAAUCAUUCUCAUCCCUCUCAGUGCAAAGGAAAUUGCAGACCUGAAGACUGAGUUGAAAAGGAAGGAAAAGGUAAACGCGGACGAGCUGGAAAAUCAAUUACUGAAGUAAAAAGUCUUGGGAACUGAAGACGUCAGAUGAUACUGAAGAAUGGACUAAAGUGACACUUUUCUGGAUAUUCUGAGAAAAUGGCCUUGAAUUAUGAGCAACAAGGGCAAAUGAUGACCAACUGGUUGUUUAGGUUAUCCAGGUGCAGCUCAUCUGUGCCAUGAUACUGCUUUGGUUUAAAGGACAUGGGAUCCAUGAAUGCAAGUUAUAUCUUUGAGAGCAAACUUGUACAGCUCCCCCCUUUGUUGUCAGAAAAUUUCUCAAAAAUGAGCAGAGUUUGGGAGGUGUUUCAGACUAUAAAUGUAGCAAAAACCUGUUAAAAGUGCAUUUUCCCUGCAUUUUUAAACGUCAACGUGCAAUGCUCUCUGUGUCCACUGGGUUUCACACUUGGGCCACCAACAUUUCUGAGAGCAAAACUGAUGAGUUGUCUAUGUCUGGAUUUUUUGAAUGAGUAGCUACUAACAGUGUAUUUUAUUUAGCUGCAUUAAAACAACAUCAACAUGUGUACAUUCUGAGUUUUCAUUUUUGAAGAGCAAGUCAACUUAGUGGUACUUUGGUGGCUUUGUAGGCUAUACGAUGGAAUGUUAGACUUUGAUUAUUAAGUGACAAUUUGUGUGUAACUUUUUCAUAUGUGGCUUUCAGCUGUGGAUUUGAAACUGUACUCGUACAAUAAAAGAAUUACACGUUC
Messenger RNA from Mugil cephalus (flathead mullet), 5982 nucleotides. Its product is annotated as clustered mitochondria protein homolog. Lineage: Eukaryota; Metazoa; Chordata; Actinopteri; Mugiliformes; Mugilidae. Gene Ontology annotation, biological process: intracellular distribution of mitochondria. The record is from RefSeq and is a predicted model, not a curated record. Bases 504 to 5297 code for a protein of 1597 amino acids. Gene Ontology annotation, molecular function: mRNA binding; protein binding. Gene Ontology annotation, cellular component: cytoplasm. The transcript has 30 exons.